AGUCAACGGUUUUUCCAAAGAUUGUUCGUAGACUUUCUUGGGCCAUACCCUAGAUCAAGAAGCGGGAACGUGGGAAUUUUUAUCGUUCUAGACCAUUUUUCCAAAUAUGUAUUCCUUAAACCAGUUAGGAAGAUUGACACCAGUGCGGUCACAAAAUACUUGGAAGGAGAACUGAUCAUGGCAUAUGGAGCUCCGGAAACCGUGGUAUCAGACAACGGAUCACAAUUUCGUUCUCACGCUUUUCGGAAAUUGAUGCAGCAGUAUGGCAUCACACACACAUUAACGGCGGUGCAUUCACCGCAAGCUAACGCUUCCGAACGCGUUAAUCGCUCCGUGAUUGCUGCGAUCCGAGCAUAUGUGCGACCAGACCAGAAGGACUGGGACGAACACCUAAACAGAAUAUGUUGUGCAUUGAGGUCCUCCGUUCAUGCUAGUUUGGGAACUUCUCCAUAUUACAUGGUUUUUGGACAGCAUAUGAUAACAUCCGGUUCUACCUACUCACUGUUAAGGAAAUUAAAUUUACUUGAUGAUCGUUCACUAAAAUUCAAUCGCCAGGACUCAUUUGAGAUUGUUCGAGAUAAAGCAUGUAAGCGUAUGUUGGAACAACACGCCGAAAACGAGAAGCGCUAUAACCUUCGGUCUCGAAACGUCUCAUUCGUGGAAGAACAAGAGGUGUAUCGCCGGAACUUCAAACAAAGCUGCUUCCAGACGGGAUACACUGCCAAAUUCGGACCUUCCUUUGUAAAGGCAAGAGUUCGCAAGAAGCUGGGAAGCGCGUAUUAUGAACUGAAAGACUUACAAGGCACACUUGUAGGUAUCUAUCACUCCAAGGAUAUUCGGCAUUAA
Molecule: messenger RNA, 846 nt
Organism: Drosophila biarmipes
Lineage: Eukaryota; Metazoa; Arthropoda; Insecta; Diptera; Drosophilidae
Exons: 1
Coding region: 178-846 (222 amino acids)
Biological process (GO): DNA integration
Molecular function (GO): nucleic acid binding
Source: RefSeq, a predicted model, not a curated record